Molecule: messenger RNA, 2136 nt
Organism: Tetrahymena thermophila SB210
Lineage: Eukaryota; Ciliophora; Oligohymenophorea; Hymenostomatida; Tetrahymenidae
Product: ATP-dependent DNA helicase II, 70 kDa subunit (Ku70)
Exons: 9
Biological process (GO): double-strand break repair via nonhomologous end joining; cellular response to X-ray; cellular response to gamma radiation
Cellular component (GO): Ku70:Ku80 complex; nucleus
Molecular function (GO): double-stranded DNA binding; telomeric repeat DNA binding; damaged DNA binding
Source: RefSeq, a predicted model, not a curated record
AUGGAAUUUGAUGAAUUUGAAGAUGACUUCGUCGGCGGAGACGCUGGAGAAGGUGGUGACCAAGCUUAGGGAUUUGAUUUCUAGGAAAACGAAUUUAUUCCUGAUCUCAUAAGUAAAAAAGAUGCAGUCAUCUUUUUAAUUGACUGCAACAAGAAGAUCUUCCAAAACGAGUUUAAUGAUGAAGUUUAGUUUAAAGUAAUACUAAAGAGUAUUUAGAGUUUCUUCAAGUCAAAGAUUAUUUCAAGUUUAGAUGACUAAGUUUCUGUUAUUUUCUACAAUGUGAAACAAACAAAUAAUGAUUUGAACUUUAAGGGGAUCAAUAUAGUUUAUAAUCUUAGCACUCCUUCAGCAGAAAUGAUUAAAAACGUAGUUAAGUUAGGAGAUAAUUUUGAAAGAGAUUUCGGUUUUGCAGACAAUGAAACACCUUUCCACGAAGCAUUGUGGACUUGCAAUAGCAUUUUUACAAAAUUAGAUAGUAAAAAAUUUAUAAUGAGAAUAUUCCUAUUCACCAACAAUGAUUAGCCCCAUUCAGAUAAUAAAGAUUUUUUAGAUAAGUGCUUUAACUAAGCAAGAACUUUGGCAGAAAAGAAUAUCUAAAUUGAGUUGUUCCCUCUUGCUACUAGAAACUAAAAGUUUGAUAUCAGAAAAUUCUAUUCAAGCAUCAUUACCUUUGAUGUAGAUGAAAUUAAUGAAGCUGUUAUCGAUACAUCAGAUAAAGUUUUGGAUAUCCAACACAGAUUACGUCAAAAAGAAUACAAAAAAAGGGCAGUCAACAGAUUACUUUUUACUUUGGGUGAUGAAACUAGAUUGGGAGUCAAAUUGUUUUGCCCAUUCGUGAAAUAAAGACGCCCUCUUGCCAAAUAAUUAGAAUCUAACACUAAUAAACUUUUAAAAAGGACAGUAAAGCAUAUUUGCAAAGAAACAGGUUAGUCUUUAUAUCAAAACCAAAUUUCCACAUGUGUUCACAUUGGAGGAGAGAAGGUUAAAGUUAGUAAAGGUGAUAUUAAUGAAAUCAAAUCAUUCGAAGAACCAGGUAUGCGUUUAAUAGGAUUUAAACCUUCAGGAACACUUAAGGCUUACCACAACUAUAGAACAAGCUACUUUGUUUACCCAGAUGAUUAUCAUGUAAAGGGAUCAUCUCAAUCUUUUCAUGCUUUGAUCUCAUAAAUGAUUGCCAAAGAUAAAAUAGCUAUUGUUAGAUUCAUUCCCCGUAAAGGCACUUAGGUUAGGUUCUGUGCUUUACUUCCAUAAGAAGAAAGUUAUGAUGAAGACCAUGUUUAAACACCUCCAGGCUUUCAUUUGAUUUUCUUACCAUAUGCUGAUGAUUAGAGAAAUUUAGGUUCCAUCAGACCUUAAUAAAAGGAAGAAGUUAGCAGAAAUUUACUAAAUGCAGCUAAAAUGAUGUGCAAUGCAUUAGAUUUAGCUAAUUUUGAUUUUAGAAAUUUCGAAGAUCCUUCACUAUAGAAAUUUUUUGCUCAUCUUCAGGCACAUGCCUUAUAAGAAGAAAACCCAGAAAAUCCAGCAGACUUGAUCUAACCUGAUGAAGAAGGUAUGAAACGCUGUGAAGAUAUAAUUAAGCUAUUUGAAGAAGCAUUGAAGUUAGAUGUAUAAGAUGAUGACCAACCUCAAGCCGCUUAAAAAAAACCAAGAUAAAAAAAGGUAGCUGUUGAAAAGUAACCUGCUGCACAAAAGAAAUAACCUGCUCCAAAAAAGCCUGCUUAAAACAAAAAAUAAGUAAAAAAAGAAGAAGAGUCUGAAGCAAGCAGUAUAGGUGAUUAUGACUCUGAGGACUCCUUUAUCGAUAAUGAAGAAGAUGAAAUUAAGCCUAAAAAAAGAGGAGUUUAAAACAAAAAAGUGACUAAUUAAAGAAAAGUUAAUAAAAAAGUUGAAUACAGUGAUGAAGAUGAUGAGAUAAGCUAUGAAGAAAAACCAAAACGAAAAGCAGCAGGGAAGAAACAAAUGAGCGAAGAAGAAAAACUUAUUUCACAUGUAGAAGCUAAUUUAAAAGAAGAAUUCAACCCAGAUGGUUUGACAAUAUCUGAGCUUAAAUAGUAUCUUAAGUUCAAAGGACUUAAAAAUGUUGGUAAAAAGGAAGAAUUGGUUGAUACCAUUUUAAGACACUUAGAAAGAAAUUGA